Penicillium soppii is the source of this 576-nucleotide messenger RNA. RefSeq lists its product as uncharacterized. The transcript has 2 exons. NCBI's taxonomy places the organism in Eukaryota, Fungi, Ascomycota, Eurotiomycetes, Eurotiales, Aspergillaceae. Bases 1 to 576 code for a protein of 191 amino acids. The record is from RefSeq and is a predicted model, not a curated record.
AUGUAUAGAAAACUUAAAACGCAUUCGACGGUGUCAUCAUCAAACUCCGUCCAGUCAAUAGCACCAUUUGCACCAUUCGUCCUCCAUGGGCCGUUGAUACGAGCUUCCAAUACCGGUGAGCCCGUGCGCUCGUCGUUAUUGAAGCGCCAGCACGAAGAAUGCUGGGACAGCGACAUUUACAGUAAAUCCAAUUCCAGCCGCACGCAGCAGGAAGCGUACAAAAACGACUGCCAGUUGCUGCUUACCGCUAUGAAGCGCUCGCACACGACAAUUACCUUCGCGCCCGAGCAGAGUAUAGACUUCUUCCCCAGUCACCGAAUAUGCAAGCUCACCGUCCGCAACCAGCAGAAGGUUAGCUGCAGCGUCAAGACGCAAAGUGUGAAUCGCGCCACGAUGGGCAAGUCCCUGGGAGAGACGCUUGACGCAUACCCGUCGCUAGGGCAAAAUAGUGGCUGGGGGUAUAUCACGGGGAAACCGAAUCUGGCCUAUAUUGUCGAGCCUAAUCAGGUUGCGCCACCUUCGUAUUCGCCUAGUUGCGAGGAUGGUGGCUUCUCUGGAAGCAGUAGCAGCGGUUAA